UGUUACGUUAUAUGUAUCACACUUUGGUUGACAUAACGUGAGGUUCACCUUGUUGUAAUAGGAAAAGUAAGCUUAUCUUUUUUCCAGGCAAGAGUAAGUUUCAAGUAAAGUUUUCCCCAGUUUCGUUUGUCUUUGUUCUCCUGUGUGGAUCACAGCCGGGAAACAGGGCGCCUCUGCAGCUGCGGCCUCUACUCGCUCUUCUCUAGGCUACUUUGCGCAGGCGCGCUUGCUCCUCUGUGCGCUCUGGACUGUGUUUGCAUUGUGUCUGAACUGCCGGCGAGCUUUAAAAAUAUUCUAGCCUUCCAACCGCGGCAAUGUCGGGCAGGUCGGUCCGAGCGGAGACCCGGAGCAGGGCGAAAGAUGACAUCAAGCGGGUUAUGGCCGCGAUUGAGAAAGUACGGAAAUGGGAAAAGAAGUGGGUGACAGUUGGAGAUACAUCCCUGAGGAUCUUCAAAUGGGUUCCUGUGACUGAGCCCAAGUCAGCAGAUGACAAGAGUAAGAAUAAGAAGAAGGGAAAGGAUGAGAAGUACGGAUCAGAGCUGACCACUCCAGAGAACAGCUCUUCUCCUGGCAUGAUGGACAUGCAUGAUGACAACAGUAACCAGAGUUCCAUUGCUGACUCCUCCCCCGUCAAACAGGAAACCAGCUGUAGCACUAGCCCGGCCCCCGAACAGACUGCUGUAUCCCACGGUGACAGCAGUGAGGCUAAGAACGACCAGAGCCCUGACAGCAAGAGGGCGAAGAACAACCCGUCUACUGAGGGAUCAGACAGGGGACAGAGGGACAAGAGAGACAGCAGCCAGACGUCCUCAGGAAACAAGGACACCUCAGACAGCUGCAAAGCCACUCAGGAAAAGGAAGAAGAGGCUCCUCCCAGCAAGAAGAACAAACUGGAGUCUCCAUCUCAGGACUACGAGGAGAAAUAGACAGAAAUGCUGCACACUUUCCUCUAGCUAUCCUCUUCCACACCUCCCUCUCUUCCUCCCCCUUAGGCCCUAAACACUCCUCUGAGCAGAGGGAGAAAGGACUUAACCUCCCUUCACUGAGCCCUCUCCUCCUCUUUUUCCACACUCACUCACUCCCUCACUAAUGCCACGAGUAGCUCUAUGAACCAGCCUGUUAUCCCCUCCAUGGCCAGGGGUGGCGCUGUGAGCCCAGCUCAGCCCAAAAGAGAAACACUGACCUGCACCUGUGACCCACACACUGACAAUAUGGGACUUAACAUUCUACACUGGCAGCCCACACUAAAGGAGUAGGAAGGAGUUGCCCCUAGACACUAACCUUUGGUCAGUUUCUGUGUUUUCCCCCGAUGGUUAUAAUUGGGAUACAAGGGAAGGUAAACUGACCCUAGAUCUGUGUUUCUAAAGGGCAUCUUCUGACCCAGGAACCAUGUCUAACCUCCCCCUAACUCACCUCUGGUUGUUCAGUGUUUGUUUAGAACAGUUUCUGGUUGUUCCGUUUCGUUUGGGCUUGUUGUUUAGCUCAGGAGGGUCAAUGCACUGUUACGGUUUAAUGUCACAAAAAAGGCCACACCAUGUUUUUACUGCUGCUGCACUAGGUGUGAAUUUCUGUCCAUUUUUAUUUGUAUUUAACUUGUUUCCUAGUGGAAGAACAAACGGUGGUACUAGUCACGUUUAUUGUUCCCCAUAGUUGCAGGGACAGGUUUGUAGCAUUGGUAGUUUUACCUGGCCAUUUCUCUUGGCUGCUACGGUAGAACGUGCUUGGUAGGUCAAACUGUUUUUAAGUACUUUUUUUAGUGCCAUGUUUUUAUUUGCCUUAUGUUUUCAACAUGUCCAGAAUUGAGCUGACACUAAUGACUUUAUAUCAACAUUAACAUUCAACUAUAAAACAGGGUUUUCACUUUGGUUCCCGUUAGAAAGAGGUCAUCGUGUACUUUGGCUACAAAAUCCCACACAGCAGGCACAAACAACUGAACUAUUUCUACAAAUCUCUAAAAGCAGCUUCCCCACUAGCCUGGGUGUGUCAGCGUGUACCCUUUCCCAAAAGAGUUGAGGAGUUCAGUCGAUGUAGGUUGACAUCCAGGCUAUGUCUCCUUACUUGGUCAAAAACAAUGACAGUUUUUAUAUGAUGUCUCUCAAUUAUGGUCUUUGUUCUCAUCUCUGUAGUUUAUAUUUCCUGUGUCUGCCGCUGUCGCCUUCCUGACCUCCCCAUAUCUCACAGCAGAGGAUCCCGUCGUCUCAUAGUUUAAACUGUGGCUCAGAUCCUCACUCAAGGUGCUCAGACCCUCAUUCAAGGUGCUCUCAGUGGGUUGCAACCUAACUUCAGAUUCAGAGGGAACACACAUUCACGCCAUUCUAUCAACUCCUAAAUGAUCACCCUGAAGUCUGUUUGUAUACAGUAUGUUUUGAUUCGGGGCUUAACACUAACUAGUUACAAGCGAUCAAUCAAUAAUUACUCACGUUCCAGGAAAUGAAUUCGGGAGGUCCGAUGUGCACACAGGGAUCUCAAUUGCCUGUUCGACCCGGCUUGUAUCUGUGGAUACACACAUCCAAACAUCAGUUCCAAUGGAGGGAAAUUAAAUGACUUUUCAGUGGAGACAGAGGAUGGCUUAGCAUAUACCUCAUUCUCAGACCAGCAGAGCUGGUACCAGUAAUGUUAUAUAACUGACAGGAGUUAAAGAACCACAUUAUGUUCAAAACUCUGUUUUAGAUUUCUAUCUCAGUUUAUUGUGUUUUAGCUUUCACUUGAUUCUGGUUGCGCCUGUUAAUCCUUCUUGUUUCACUCAUGAAUUGUGUGUAAAGAGCUGUGAGAUGUGAAAACAUGUCAGAUGUUUUAGUGUUUUCUUGGGACCAUGUCGUUUUAAGUUUAGAAUGAUCUUGCACAGGUUGAUGGUUUGGUUUGACUUAUUUAUUCCAUCACUAGUGCUCGGAUUUGAUCAUGUCCAAUGGUUUUUGUUUUAUUAAUAAAAAGCCACAAAACAUU
Messenger RNA from Esox lucius (northern pike), 2943 nucleotides. Its product is annotated as B-cell CLL/lymphoma 7 protein family member A. Lineage: Eukaryota; Metazoa; Chordata; Actinopteri; Esociformes; Esocidae. The record is from RefSeq and is a predicted model, not a curated record. The transcript is spliced from 6 exons. Bases 315 to 926 code for a protein of 203 amino acids.